Messenger RNA from Ichthyophthirius multifiliis, 612 nucleotides. RefSeq lists its product as hypothetical. NCBI's taxonomy places the organism in Eukaryota, Ciliophora, Oligohymenophorea, Hymenostomatida. The record is from RefSeq and is a predicted model, not a curated record. The transcript has a single exon.
GUUUAAACAUCUUGAAAGUAACGAAAUUCCAAUUUAACUAGAUGACUUACCAAAUUUUAGAAUAAAGAUUCCCCUAAAAGAUAUAUUUGCCAGUGACCUUUAAUGCACUACCCAAGAAGGUUAAAUUAACGUCGCACAUAAAUUUAUUUAAUAAUUGGAAACAUUAAUGAAAGAAAAUACAAAAGAUUCUGACAGUUUAUUAAUUUUAUAUGAUUACCAAUUUAAUAAAAUAUGUCAAACUGUUUUUAAAGAUUCUUUAUGGCCAGUCCCACAUGUAAUAGAAAAUGUUAAAGAAAUAGAAUCGAACUUGAUAUAUAAACUCUUUACAAUGAAUUAUGUUAUAGACACGCCCUUACUCGUUUAGCAAAUAAUUUCGAUGUUGAUUUAGUUAAAGAGCUUGGGAAAACUAUUCUGAAAUCUUUGACACUAUUACAAAUUCCUAAAGUGAAUUUCCUCUUCCCACCCCUUGGAUUUGGGACAUAAUUGACGAAUAUAUUUAUUAAUUUUACAUAGCUUGUAGAUGGAGAAGAUCUCUCAAAUAAGACGAUGAGAAGCUUAAACUUAUUCUUCAAGGCACUAAUUAAUAAGACGAAUAAGAAUUCUGGAAUCUGA